GAUUAGAAGUCGCGUGUGAAUAAGGACAUGCCAAGCUCGUUCUAUCGAUUAUUGCAAGCUUGUCCAGUCCAGUUAGCGAUAACACCGAAUGGACAAAUGAGUGGCAGAGCAGUUGUCUUCGGGUAUGUCACCGCGUUGAAAGGAUUUGACGUCGUUUCGCAUACGAAAUCGGACGAAAAAUAAAAAAAAACGAGCGAACGCGAAGGAAUCGUAAGCUUGUCGCGUGUCAUCAACCGAAUCUUUCGUGACUCGAUGUAGUUUCAUCGAUCCGUACGACGCCUCGCUUGUCCAUUACUUUUGAAUAAAGUUAAAACGCUCUCAAUAUAUUCCAAAUAUAGUUUGAUAUAAUUGUUCGACGACCGAAAGGAAGGAAUCAUGUUCAACUUAUGAUAUGGCUCGCCUCUACUACGAGUGUAACGCGGAUCUAAGAAACAAUACGGAAGAUAGCAAAACGAACAAACCAUACGCGUGUACACCGGAUAAAUAUUGCUUGUAUUGCUGUUGCAACUCGCAGUGUUGUCUGUUGGUGCAAAGACGGCCACCACGACACUUUUGGGAAGCCUGGUACUUCUGGCUAGGCGUUGCUUUACUCGCUGUUUUUAUCAUAUCUUCGGUGAGCAGUUACAUAGUCAGUAAUUGCAGACAUAAUAUUCAAGGUGUACAACUAAGACACAGCACGCACGGUAAUCGACGAAACGAUCGCGACAAUCGUCCGAGAAACAGCCAGAAUGAGAUAUCCAUAAGCAUAAUCCCGACGUCGGAAUUUUUUCCAUCGCACAGGAAGAUGUUCGUGAUUGCUUCUCAACCAGCCGUAAAUCACCUGACUCCUGUCGUUGCGUGAAGUCGUUUUGUUUUAACGGAGCGAUUAUGCCAGCGAAAGGAAGCCGACGCGAAGAGUUGGAAGAUCAUCCCAUGGCAUUUUACACGGUAAUACCUCUUAAAAGACAGCGCGUCGCAUCGAGAGCUUUGAUCGGCCGGAACAUCGCGGCCACGUCAUUAUGUCGCGAGGAACAUUUACGAUAAAUGCGUCUUUUUACUUAGCCUCGGGAUGUAAUAACUGGUAGCGGUUCAAAACACUCUGAUCACAAACGACAUUUUGAACAAAUGAGAAACGAUGUUACCGAAGAAUACGGUCUUCUUAAUGGCCAAUUUGACACUGAAGCUACUUAGGCCGCGAUCCGACUCCUCCUUUGGUUCAUAAUUUGCCACACGCGAUGUAUCCUAUUAAACAUGAAAACUUCCGAUGUAUCGUUUGCGAUUAAGCGAUUCGUCGUUUUCCAAUUUAACGCGGGACGCGAUAAAAACAAAGAAGAACGUGAAAUUAUAGGUUUGACGAUGCUUUAUAACGCGUAGAAUCGAAAACAACCGGUGUAGUAGGAUUUACUAAAAGAUCGGGAAACGAUGAUUUACGAUAAUAUGUCCUGAAUACAAAUCGUAGAUCGGCAUUGAUUAGGUUCGUUGAGUCGUUUUAGCGCUUCUGAACAUCGGUCGAGCAUUUAGAAUUUCUUAGCCGAAGCCUCGCUUCCAUUUGGCUGAGCACAGUGCAACCAGCCCGAUCGAAACUCGUUCUCGAGGACUCGAAUGGGCGUAACUCCCAUUAACAAUUAAGAAGACACGCUGCAACCUGGUCGACGUACCUGACUGGACGUACCAAGAGAUCGGGGGCUAAUUAAAAAGGACAAUCGGGCGAAUGCAACUCAAGGCGACGUGUACUCUCUAUCUUUUCGCGCAUCUCUCUUAAUCUUUCUUGCUCCCUCUUUCCUCUUUUUUCGCAUCUUUCUCUUUAUCUGUUCAAUUCCUCGUCUUCCUUUUCCCUGCGACUCGUUCCUGCCGCUUCUCUGUUUCCAGAUCGAUCCCGCGAUAGCGGUUAAUCGCGAUAAUCUUCGCAGAAGAGAGGAAUUACGAAAAACUUUGGCGUUUAUCGAAUCCCGGCAACAAACACGCAGCAGACACACGCGCAUUUCAGAAUGACAAAACCAAGAUGUGUACUUUUCAUCUAUUCCCAUUGCGAUUUCGAAGGUAUUCGGAGGAUUGUACACUGACGUUCGUAAGUCACGGGAUAGCCGGAAAUUUUCGGACACGAAUUUUAAUAAAAUAAAUAAAAUCUUUAAAAUACAGUAUGGUAAUUACGAUAUCUGUUUAUGUUUGUCGCAAGUGUAUCAAUUGGCUUAUGGAUGCGAGUGUAUAAACCUUCUAAGAUCGAGGUGAGAUUCGUGCAUACUUCGAAUUACCUUGAGAAAAUGAAAGGAUUCGAUGCAACUUUUCAUUGUCAUAUUCCAUCUGCGUAAUGACUGGCUGUGAUCAUGUCAAUUCGAGGCAGCUACGUGGGAGUGAAACGUUUGCUAUUCCUUCGUCGGAGCGUUAGUGCGUAGAACAUGGUUUGUCAUGGACGUUUAAUACGAAAUAAUAGCUUGUGUACCGGCGUACACGUAUCGAUCGCGACGCUUUACACUUCAGCUAAAUUAAUUAAUAUGCACCGAAAGAGAAACAGAUACACGUUUGACAUUUUGCACAAGUGUGAUUGUAAUUAGCUGCGUAGGAUGAGAGUGGAAACUACUGUCUGAUAUUAUCAUACAAGAAGUCAAUGGCGGUGAAAAAUUCUAUAAAUAUACAAUUUUGAUGUGUUUGCGUUUAAAUAAUAUUCACGACCUUCUUUUCUUUUUUUCAUUAUUCCGCGAAUCCCACGCUACAAUGCGCUUACUCAAGACAUCCAUUAAUAACGGCGGACCCCAAACAUUUACACCUGAGAAACUCCAGUUCUCACGAUUGAACCGUUGAUUUAAUUAAGAGUUAAUUAGGCUACCUUCACCGUCGCGGCAGAUGAAAAUUUUUUUUCGAAACUAAAUCCCACCUCGGAAGACAUCCUCUGUCUCUCGAGUUCAACAAUGUAGAAAGACGAUAAUUCAACCGUAAGAAGAAGAUCCAGUUUCAACGAGACACUGCAUGUACCAGCUAUGUAAAUAUGAAACCGGAAUUUUUGUAUAGAAAAUACACGUUUACACGUUUAAAUACGCGUUCAUUGUAUGAAAAUUCCGGCGCAACUCCGGUACAACUCCGGUACAAUUCCGGUACAAUCCACCUGUCUGGCAAUUGGUGGACG
Bombus terrestris (buff-tailed bumblebee) is the source of this 3100-nucleotide messenger RNA. RefSeq lists its product as uncharacterized. The transcript has 4 exons. The coding region runs from base 392 to 841 and encodes 149 amino acids. The record is from RefSeq and is a predicted model, not a curated record. Lineage: Eukaryota; Metazoa; Arthropoda; Insecta; Hymenoptera; Apidae.